Molecule: messenger RNA, 1983 nt
Organism: Ziziphus jujuba (common jujube)
Lineage: Eukaryota; Viridiplantae; Streptophyta; Magnoliopsida; Rosales; Rhamnaceae
Exons: 4
Coding region: 710-1906 (398 amino acids)
Source: RefSeq, a predicted model, not a curated record
CUUUUUUACAUCUUACCAGUGAUAUGAUGCUACCUUGCUAAAAAAAUAUUAAAAAAAAAAAAUAAACUAAAAGUGAAAAGGAAGUAACUGAUUUAAUCAAAAGAAAUUUUUUAUUACCGAUGACAAGUAACGAGAACAGAAAAAUGAAAUGCAGAAAGGAUAAUAUAUUAAUUACGAAGUAGUUUUGUCCUGACUUAUAUCUUCCAAAAAUGCCUUGAGAUUCUUAUCAGAAGACCCACCUUCCAUGGCAGCUUAAAUACUCAAAUCCUUCCAUUUCUUAGUAUUCAUUCUUAUUUCUUCAUCUCCCAUUACCAAUUCCAAGCACUUUCUAAUCUCAUGACUUUCAACAAUCCCUUCCUUAUUUGUCCUAACUCUCAAACCAUUUUUCCAUGAAUCCUCUAUCAACUUUGCGUUGGUUCCCUGGUCUGUCCACUGAGGAAAUGCCACCAGUGGAACCCCACAAACCAAGCUCUCCAAUGUCGAAUUCCAUCCACAAUGAGUCACAAAGCAACCCAAUGAAGGAUUUGAUAAAACCUCCACCUGAGAACACCAUGGAACUAUCUUCCCAAGGUUCUCCAAUUCCUCUUUGCAACUCAAUCCUCCAUUUUCUUCUUUCUUCUCUUCUGGGUUUUGUUUCUCUGUUAUCACCCACAAGAAAGGACGGCCACAACCCAACAAAAAUUGGAAGGACAAUAGGUAAAACUCAUCUAUGGAUGAUAUAAAUAGUUCCUCUUCUUCUAGUUCAGAUGAAGAGUUUCAAGACUUUAUGAUGUUUCUUGAUGUAUGUGAGUACACUAAACGUUUUCUAGAAAAAAUACCUCAAAGAACUUCAAUGUUGAGUGGUCAAAAUUUUAUAACAGAAUUGUUGAAUGGGAGUGAAAAAACAUGCUAUGAGUUGUUUCGAAUGGACAAAAAUAUUUUUCUUUCUCUUUGUACUUGUUUGAAGCAACAUGAAUAUUUGAAAGAUACUAAAGAAGUUAGAGUUGAAGAAGCACUUGCUAUGUUUCUUAUAAUAAUUGGUCACAAUGUGGGAAUGAGACUUAUAGCGGAUCGUUUUCAACAUUCCCUUGAAACUGUGGAUAGACAUUUCACUUUGACACUAAGAGCAAUAUGUAGACUUGGAAAAGAAUUGAUAUGUCAUACAAACUCUCCAUUGCCUUCACAUAUCGUCAACAAUCCAAAAUAUUUUCCAUGGUUUGAGAAAUGUAUUGGUGCAAUUGAUGGCACACACAUAAGCGCACAUGUUCCUGCUGAAAAGCAAGUUAGCUAUAGAGGUAGAAAAGCUAUAGUGACUCAAAAUGUUUUAUGUGCAUGCAAUUUCAACAUGAUGUUUACUUUCGUUUAUGCUGGUUGGGAGGGCACUGCAAAUGAUUCAAGAGUUUUUCUUGAUGCAAUUACAAGAUCUGAGAAUAAAUUUCCAUUACCUAAAGAAGGUGAAUAUUAUGUUGUUGAUUCUGGAUUUCCAUGUACCAUGGGUUUUCUUCCUCCAUUUCGAGGUGAAAGAUAUCAUUUGCAAGAAUAUCAUGGUAGAGGUCGCCAACCAAGAGGACCAAAAGAAUUGUUUAAUUAUAGACAUUCUUCACUUAGAAAUGUUAUUGAACGUUGCUUUGGUGUGUUGAAAGCGCGGUUUCGAAUUUUGAAAAUGAUGCCACCUUACAAGCAAAGUAGACAACCUUUGAUAGUUAUAGCUUGUUGUACACUACAUAAUUUCAUUCGAAAGUCGGCACAAAAUGAUGUUAUGUUUACACAAUGGGAAGAAGAAGAACAAGAGAUUGAAGAUGAAGAAGCUAGUACAAGUGGAUCAAACAAUAGUAUAGAUUUGUCAGACGAAGCAGCAACAGCUAUGGCAGCUUAUCGCAAUCAGCUUUCACAAGUAAUGUGGCAUGACUAUGUUAUUCAUAUGUAAAAUUAGUAAUUUAAUGGAUAUUUAUAGUUGGAGAUUUUAUAUUAGACUUAUAAAAUUUAAUUUCCUAUUAGCAACAA